Lecanosticta acicola is the source of this 1699-nucleotide messenger RNA. The record is from the annotation of a GenBank genome assembly. NCBI's taxonomy places the organism in Eukaryota, Fungi, Ascomycota, Dothideomycetes, Mycosphaerellales, Mycosphaerellaceae.
AUGGGUUCAGUCGGAGAGCCAGAAGUUCCUUACACGGACGUCCUCCUUGUGGGUGCUGGAUUUGCGUCCUUCACCCUCUUGAAUAGGCUGCGCAAACUCGGCCUUGGUGUUCGUAUCUACGAGAAAGGAGCUGCAUCGGGUGGUAUCUGGUACUGGAACUGCUACCCUGGAGCCCGUGUCGACUCCGACACUCCAAUCUACCAGCUUUUUGAUAAGGAGCUGUGGGAGGACUUCACCUACAAGGAGCGCUACCCGGCAUGGCCGGAGCUCCGCCGCUACUUCCAGCACGUUGAUAAGAAGUGGAAUGUGUCCGCACACACGACGUUCAACAUGUGCGUGGACAGCGCCGAAUUCGAUACCAAGACGAACCAAUGGUUGGUCGAAUGCUCAGACGGAAGCCAAAUUACUUGCAAGUGGUUCAUUCCUUGCCUCGGAUUCGCCUCCAAACACUAUUCGCCGCCAUUCCCUGGUCUCAGCAACUUCAAGGGCGAGAUUUUCCACACUGCCAAAUGGCCACAGCACGAUGUGAACCUGAAGAACAAGAGGGUCGCAGUCGUCGGAACUGGCGCCUCUGGCAUUCAGACAAUUCAAGAGCUGGGCCCCAAGGUCAAGAAACUCACCGUUUACCAACGAACUCCGAACAUGUGCUUGCCAAUGAACCAACGCGUGCUGGACCCUCAGGAAGAGGAGAGGAAGAAGCAGGACGGCACCUAUGAGAAACUCAUCAACGACACCCGCGGCACAUUCGCUGGCUUCACCUACGACUUUGUCGACAAGAAGACCUUCGAUGACAGCCCCGAGGAGCGUGAGAAGUUCUACCACAAGCUCAUGGUCGAGCAGGGCGGUUUCAGAUACUGGCUCAACACUUACAGCGACAUGCUGUUCGACGACAAGGCAAACGACGAGGCCUACAACUUCUGGAGACAGCAGGUGCUGAAGCGCGUCAAGAACCCAGAAAAGCAACGUAUUCUUGCGCCCGAGAAGAAGCCUCACCCAUGGGGCACCAAGCGUCCCAGUUUGGAACAACGCUAUUACGAGGUCGUAGACGCCGACAAUGUCGAGAUUAUCGACGUAAACGAGAACCCCAUCAAUGCCGUCGAGGCUGAAGGACUCGUCACACCCAAGGGUCUGAACGAAAUCGACGUUCUCGUCCUUGCCACCGGAUUCGAUUCCGUCACUGGCUCGCUCGCUCAGCUCGACAUCAAGGACGUCAACGGCAAGAACGUCGCGGACCACUGGAAGAACGGCACGAAGACCUCGAUGGGAAUCGCGAUUCCCGGCUUCCCCAACAUGUUCUUCCUUUACGGCCCCCAGGCACCCACCGCCUUCUCCAACGGCCCCAGCUGCACGCAGUUCCAAGCCGAAUUCGUGGAAGAGGCCUUCAAGGGGAUCCUGAAGGACAACAUCCAGAGAUUCGAGGCUACACAGGAGGCAGAAGAUGACUGGGGCAAGAGGAUGAAUGAGAAGUGUAAGUCUUGACAACCAUUUGCAAUUGACGAUGAAACGAAUGCUAAAACGAAAAUCUUUCGCAGGGGACGCCACACUCUUCCCCAUGGCCAAGUCAUGGUACUCUGGUGCCAACAUCCCCGGCAAGAAAGUCGAACCCCUGAACUGGGCGGGCGGCAUGGUCGAAUAUGUCGACUCGCUGCACAAGAGCUUGGAGAACAACUACCAGGGAUGGAAAGUGGAAAAGGCAUAG